CUCUCUCUCUCUCUCUCUCUCGGGUCUUCUUCCUCCGACUCUCUCCUGUGUCUCCAGACUGAAGUCAUGGAAUCAGACAUCUCUUCAUGUCCUGCAGUCUGAUCCUCAGGAAUCAUCGGAUCUGAUGGGACAUUUAAGGAUGUUUUUCCCCGAUGUCUCAUAUUCACUGCUGUUGUUGGGAAUCUCGUGUCUGACUGGCUUCACUAAGACUUCACAGGAGUUCUCAGGUUAUCUGUCCCGUGUGCUGAGGAAUUACACUGAACAGGCGUGUGACGGAGAAUUCCUGACUGUCCGCUGCCCGCCCAGAACCUCCAUCACCGUCCAAUCGGCUUUCUACGGCAGAAAAGACCCCGCCCACUCACCUCAGUGCCCAUCCACUUACAGCAGUGCUGGAACACACUCCGUGAAUGACAUCACUUCCUGUCAUGUGUCUACAUCUUUGCAGAAGAUGUUGGAUGAAUGCGAGGACAGGCGGAGAUGUGAGGUUCUUGUCAACAGUCGUUUGUUUGGGACGGACCCCUGCCCGACCAUUAGCAAAUACCUCAGUGUGCGGUACAAGUGCAGGCCGAAUGAGUAUAAGAGUAAAGUGGUGUGUGAAGGGGAGCGGUUGCGCUUGGGCUGUAAGACGGGGAUGCAAAUCGCGGUUUAUUCCUCCAUGUUUGGCCGCACGCAGAAGGGAACGCUGGAGUGUCCUCCACACCACCAGAGAGCGCCGUCUGUCGACUGCUCGUCUGAUGUGGCUCUGACGGUGAUGACAUCACGUUGCCAGGGGAAACGCUCCUGUGUGGUCCGCGCCUCUGCACAAGAGUUUGGAGACCCCUGUUACCGUGGCACCCGCAAAUACCUCAGCGUGAUACACACCUGUG
This is a messenger RNA of Rhinichthys klamathensis goyatoka, 866 nucleotides long. Its product is annotated as protein eva-1 homolog C-like. The record is from RefSeq and is a predicted model, not a curated record. The transcript has 5 exons. Gene Ontology annotation, molecular function: carbohydrate binding. The annotation marks the transcript as partial. NCBI's taxonomy places the organism in Eukaryota, Metazoa, Chordata, Actinopteri, Cypriniformes, Leuciscidae.